This is a messenger RNA of Penicillium subrubescens, 972 nucleotides long. RefSeq lists its product as uncharacterized. Gene Ontology annotation, molecular function: DNA binding. The transcript has 2 exons. The record is from RefSeq and is a predicted model, not a curated record. NCBI's taxonomy places the organism in Eukaryota, Fungi, Ascomycota, Eurotiomycetes, Eurotiales, Aspergillaceae. The coding region runs from base 1 to 972 and encodes 323 amino acids. Gene Ontology annotation, biological process: DNA integration; DNA transposition.
AUGCCUCGAGGACCAGAACUAUCACCCUCUACACGAUCGCGAAUCUGCAGCCUUCGUACCGAUGCGAAGUACUCCUACGGUAAAAUCGCAAGCCUUUUCCCCUAUAUCCCACGAAGCACAAUCGUCUCGACCUGCAAGCUUGAGGCUAUUCGUGGUAAAGAGAACGACUCGUGUAAACGCACCGGUCGGCCGAGAAAUCUCUCUGAAGAAGAGCGUGAUACAAUCUAUGAUUAUAUUCAACAAAAACCAAGCUGCCGAUACUAUGAACUUCUCGAUUUAGUGGAUAAUAAAAUCUGCGAGCGUACGCUACGAGAUUUAUUAAAGGAAUUCGGUCUACGCAAAUGGCGAAAGAUUACUCGACCUCAGUUAACCGAAAUCGACGCAUUAAAUCGCCUUGCAUGGGCUGAGAGAUAUCGCAAUUUUACACCAGACGAUUGGGCUCGGGUCUAUUUCUCUGAUAAAACCUCAAUUGAACGUGGUUCGGGUGCAGGUGCUCAGUGGACCUUCGUUCGGCCAAUUCACCAAGCUCAAGAGGGUAAGGGAGAUCCUGAAUCUGCACGCGGUGGUGUUACUUCGAACGUAGUGCAUUCAACCUAUUCAACAUACCUUCCUACGAUCCUAUCGAAUCGAUCUAAUGCAAUCUUUAUGCAUAAUAAUGCAUCAACUCAUACUGCGCAUAUUGUACGCGAUCUCCUUCAAGAGAUAGGUAUAGAAGUGAUACAGUGGCCACCACAUUCGCCAGAUCUAAAUCCAAUUGAAAAUCUCUGGGGAUUGCUAAAGCGCAAAUUACUUGAGUGCUUCCCUGAGCUAUAUGAUAUGCCUAAUAAUGAUGAUACUAGGCGAUAUCUGAUCGAAGCUGCGCAAUCUACGUGGUCGCAAAUCGAUGCAGAUAUCCUGCGCAAGCUUAGUAUUAGUAUGUGCAAUCGUGUGAAGGCAAUUAUUGAGUCUCAGGGGUGGUAUACUACCUACUAG